AUGGACGACUAUCUCGAUCGUCGAGCCCCACGAGGCAGCAGCAGCGGCGCCGAAACCCCUAGGUUUGGUUGCAAUGAUUCGGAUUGGCUAAGGAAAAGCGCUAUCACCAGGGCUAUGGUGAAUGCAAUGACCGAGCCCACCUCCGAAGGCCGGUCCGCUCAAUCACCUCGUCAUCACACCGCCAAAGCUUCUCCAGACCACUCCGCUAACGACUUCUCUGGUUCAUCUAUUGGAGAUCCCAACAGCUGGCUGCUUCCACACCCAUUCAGACAACGGGACGAGUUACCCCUUUUUGAGCAGACUCCAAAUGAAGAGAGCGAGGAAGUUGACGACAAUUGGCAUCCACAUUCUGCUUACCGAACUCAGAAUCUGUCCAACACAGGAACUCCAGUUCCCAGGGAAGCCGGAAGAACGAGAAAUUCAACAAAGCAGUCACCUUACUUCCUGAGGGCCAAAGACUUUCGUACUCUCGAUCCAAUCGAGGAGGAUGUUGCCAGCAGCCUACACGGCACAGACCUGUACAGUCGUCCAGCGCAGUCACGGCUUCAAGAAAAUGCUGGUAACUUCGCAACUCAUUCGUCCGAUCGUCCUACCUACCCUGAGACAGACAUGAUCUCACCUCGACACUCGAACAUGCCGCAGCACCAGCAUCAUCGUCACACCCAGCAUGCGCUGAACACGCAGUACGAUGUUGUUCCCAGUACACUGGGCUCUGAAACAGUAUUCUACACUCCGUCUAGUACUCGCCGCGGCCAGCUAGUCUCCCCCGACCUUUCUCAGUCUCCUGGCAGCGAAUUUGAGGGUGCUGUUACUCCGUCGGUUAUCAGCAGAGCAGUGACCCACACCCUUACCCCAACCACGUCUCCGUAUAGACGAGAUAUAAGGCCAGGUCGUACGCAUGAUCGCUCUGAAGCGGCGAACGAGGUUCCUGGACGUGGGACUGUCCUGAGAACUUUCGCGGAUCCCCGCCAUGAUACACGUCAGGACUCCUCGAUUCUCAGCCCUUUGGCGCGGCCGACUGAUUUCCAAUAUUUGCCUCGGAGCGGGGGAUCCUCCGGUGGACCCCUCCAUAACGCGCAUCUAAACCGAGAGGAAGACGAACUGAUGAGUAUUAUUCUUAGCUUGGACUUGAGUUCCGACUCCGAGUCGGAUGAUGACGACAUGCUCGAUUCUCGUCCCGCAGUCCGUCGGGUUCCAGAUACACCUGAUAACAGAGGGCUGAGAGGAGACUCAUCGGAGCUCGGCGAGGAACAAGACAGCGUUGUUUGUGCCAUUUCAGAGAGCCGCUCAUCGGAUAUCAUCGGUGUGGCUGUCAUCAACGCAACUGUCGGACAAGUCGACCUCUUCAGAGUCGUGAACGAUGACAAGUACUGGCGGCUGGUCGAGACUCUCGGGGGAAUGGAAACCCGUCCACAGACCUUCCUUGUGCUGAAGAGCGUGAUUGAUGGGCCUAACAAGUCUUCUCUUGUGCGAUGCCUCAUGCAGGAGUUCCCUGACGUAGAUGUGGUGCCUCUGGGGAGAGACCACUGGAACGAGUCCGAGGGCCUGCGAAUGAUUGACCGCUUUGCUUGGCGGAAAGAUGUCAAGGCCCUCCGUAAGGAGCUUGAGCACAACUUCUAUGUCUCAUGUGCUUUCUCUGCGGUGAUGGCCUACGUCGAGGAGGACACGGAUGUGAUCUUCAGGGAGAACUCAUUGCGCAUCAAGUACAGACAGCCUGCCGAUACCAUGGGGCUUGACAGGGCUACCAUUUCCUCCUUGGAGCUGUUUCAGAAUACCCGCAAUGCAAAGGGCGUGUCCUCGACGCUGUUCGGACUGCUAAACAAUUCACUCACGCCCCAAGGUCGGCGAAUGAUACGGUCAGCAGUUUUACAGCCGAGCACGAACAGAGACGAGAUUGUGGCGCGUCAUGAAGCCGUCGAGGAGCUAUCAAGCAACGAAGACCUGUUCACGGAGGUGCGUGCCAGUCUCAAGCAACUCGUCCACAUAGAUGUCGAACGAUCCAUUCCAUGGGUCGCUGCGAAGAGCGAAGAAGCGCGCCUCCCGUUGGAAGACGGUGUAGCCCUGUUCGAGGGUCAUCAUCAGAUCGUCAUGUCCAGCCACGAGGACCUCCAAAGGGCAGAGAAGGAUUUGAACCACGUUCUCAUGAUCAAAGCAUAUCUUGGAGGUGUCAAUGCAAUCCGACAAACCCUGGAGGCAUCGAACUGCACGAGCGAUUUGUGUAAAUGGGUCCUGGAGAAGUGUGCACCUGAAAACACAUCGGCUAUCAAUGAGCUUAUUGAGAGUGCCGUGGAAGAGGGCGCCACCUACAGCAAGGCACCGAUAGAUGUCAGGAACAACAGAUUGUGGGCAUUAAAGGCCGAGCCCAAUGGGGUUCUGGAACGAGCUCGCCAGCUAUACCGAGACUACACGAAUGAACUGCACCAGUAUGUAGAAGAACUCAACAAGACGUUUCAAGAACAGCUGGGCACCACACCAGACCUUCGACUCGGAAAUGACAACCACUAUUACUUCCGGUUUCAGUGGUCCGAUGUCGGACGAGAGGUCGCUAGGCACCAAACAAGACUUCAACGCCGCCUCGGCGGCGUGGAAACUAUUAACGGCAUUCGGCGCAAGCAAUACUACGAUUGCCAGACCAUCCACCUCAUCCAGAAAAGUAGUCGGAUUCAGCGGCAGGCCGACAUCGUAACAGCGCAAAACGACAGAUUCGUGCUCGAUCUGAAAAACUCCCUGCUAGAGCAUGCGGAAACCCUGCUAUCUGUCAACGAAGCCACUGCUGUCCUGGACAUGCUGUGCUCCUUCGCCCACCUAGCCACGACUCGGAACUACGUCAGGCCCAUCAUAUCCGAUAAUUUGGUCCUUAAGGACGCAAGGCACCCAGUGCUGGAGGUCAGGAAGCAGAACAUCGUGCCAAACGACGUCUACUCGGGAGACCAAGCGGCCCGCUUCCAAGUCGUCACCGGCGGAAACAUGAGCGGCAAGAGCACCUUCAUCAGGACAAUUGCGCUGAUCCAGAUAUUGGCGCAGAUUGGGAGUUUUGUUCCGGCGAGGUAUGCUGCGGUUCCCAUCUGUGAUCGCCUAUUCACCCGCUUGUCGACCGAAGAUAAACCAGAGAGCAACCUAGGCACGUUUGCCGUAGAGAUGACGGAGAUGAACGUGAUACUAAGGCAAGCUACCAAGGACAGUCUAAUCAUCAUCGACGAACUCGGCCGCGGGACAUCGCCCAAAGAAGGAUUGGCCAUCGCUCUCGCUAUGUCAGAGAAGCUUAUCAAGACCGGAUCUCGGGUAUUCUUUGCAACACAUUUCACUGAGCUCGCGCGCGUCCUGAACGCUACAAAACGCAACAAUGUCUUGACAGUGCACAUCUCGAGCGAGAGCACCAAGCACGGCGAGACUUCACAGAUCCAUCUACCGCAUACUGUCGCCCCCGGUCCGGUCAAAAACGAAGACUAUGGCUUGGAUCUAGCCCGCCUUGUCCUGCCCGACCGCGUCAUCAAGAACGCCGAACCCCUGAAGUCCACCAUGGACGACUCCGCGCUUGCCUCCUACCUGAUGAAGCUGCAGACGGAGUUUACCAUCAGAAUGGACAUGGCUGCCGAUGACAAGCCAACAGAAGAAGACCACCGGAAUGCGAAUAAGACCAGCCAGGGCGCCGCCGAGAGACCCGUCCUCGAGAAGCCAAGCGAAGAAGAAGUGGAGGAAUGGAGGAAGAAGUGUGACGCGGCAGAGAGGAGGGUCAUGCAUGCCAACAUGGCUGCCUCGCGAGAGCGGAAGCGCCGAGUCACAGGAGAGGGGCGCAGCGAGUACUACUACGAGCCAAAGCGCAUGAAGACGGACGACGAUGAGUCGAAAAGCGUAGUAUCCCGAUUCACGCCCAUCAACCGACGAUCUAUGAUCGACGAGUUCCGCGAAGGCACCCGCGCCUCUACCACCACUGGAGCGGACACGCCGAGUAGCUUUAUCAUGGACAUAUCCGAUUUGGACGACGAGGAAUCGCUCGCGGCGGAGGUGAAACGCAUAGCCCCCGUGGACGCGUCGUCCACGGUAGCGAUCGACUCUGGUAGCCGUUCUAGGGCUGUGUCCAUUUCUUCUGACAGUUCAGUGGAUGAUGGCAUUCAAAACACCGUGGAAGACCAGGCAGCCGAGGGGCCAAGCGGCACGCCCUCUCCGGAACCACCUCAGCCUCAGCCUCUUGAAGCCUUCCAGCCACUCAAGGCCUGGUAUACUAGUCGGGGGAUCGUAUAUGACGGGGGACGCCCGGGGCCCGUCGAGACCGAGUCGAUUUGA
This is a messenger RNA of Chaetomium strumarium, 4284 nucleotides long. RefSeq names its product muts domain V-domain-containing protein. The transcript has 9 exons. Gene Ontology annotation, biological process: mitochondrial DNA repair; mismatch repair. Gene Ontology annotation, molecular function: ATP binding; ATP-dependent DNA damage sensor activity; mismatched DNA binding. Gene Ontology annotation, cellular component: nucleus; mitochondrion. The record is from RefSeq and is a predicted model, not a curated record. Lineage: Eukaryota; Fungi; Ascomycota; Sordariomycetes; Sordariales; Chaetomiaceae. Bases 1 to 4284 code for a protein of 1427 amino acids.